Messenger RNA from Penicillium pulvis, 1428 nucleotides. RefSeq names its product putative eukaryotic translation initiation factor 3 subunit EifCl. Gene Ontology annotation, biological process: translational initiation. The transcript is spliced from 2 exons. The coding region runs from base 1 to 1428 and encodes 475 amino acids. Lineage: Eukaryota; Fungi; Ascomycota; Eurotiomycetes; Eurotiales; Aspergillaceae. Gene Ontology annotation, cellular component: cytoplasm; eukaryotic translation initiation factor 3 complex. Gene Ontology annotation, molecular function: translation initiation factor activity. The record is from RefSeq and is a predicted model, not a curated record.
AUGUCGUACGAAGACCGCGCCAAUGCGCGCCCCAACCUCAACGAUGAGUCUGAUGUUGAGGAGGAGACUAUGGCCAACGACUACCGUGAGCAGGUCAACUUCGAUGAUAGCAUGAGCGAGCUGGACCGGACAACUUCUCUUGGUGGUUCACAAACUCAGGACAUUCAGGCACAGCUGGCCGCCGCUGCUACCCCGCUGGAAUACCAGGCGACUCUGGAGACCAAGUUCGCUAGCUACGAUAACUACUGCAGUCUCUUCCACUAUAUUCUGAACUCGGAAGGUCCUGUGGAUCUGGAGGUUCCCUCGUACUACUGGGCUUGGGAUGUCAUUGACGAGUUCAUUUACCAAUUCGAGUCGUUCUGCCGCUACCGCAACCGGAUCGCUCGCACGGGAUCCAACGAGGAGGAGGCUCAGGUGCUCCGCGAGAACCCCAACACAUGGGGCUGCUACUCAGUCCUCAACGUUCUCUACUCGCUCAUUCAGCGCUCCCAGAUUAACGAGCAGCUAGCCGCCAUCAAGCGGGGUGAGGACCCCCUUGCCGUUGCCGGCGAGUACGGCUCCCGCCCUCUUUACAAGAUGCUGGGUUACUUCUCCAUCGUUGGUCUGUUGCGUGUGCACUGCCUGCUUGGUGACUUCAGCCUUGCCCUGAAGACCCUCGAUGACAUCGAGAUGAACAAGAAGGCCAUGUUCGCCCGGGUGAUGGCCGCCCACUUCACCACGUACUACUACGUCGGUUUCUCCUACAUGAUGAUGCGCCGUUACGCCGACGCCAUCCGCAUGUUCAGCCACAUCCUGGUCUACGUCUCCCGGACCAAGAACUUCCAGAAGGGCGGUAACAACUACGACGCCAUCGCCAAGAAGAACGACCAGAUGCUCGCUCUGAUUGCCAUCUGCGUGGCUCUGCACCCCACCCGUCUGGAUGACACUAUCCACUCCGCCGUCCGUGAGAAGUACGGUGAGCAGUUCCACCGCAUGCAGCGUGGCGGCCCCGAGGCCUUGCCCGUCUUCGAGGAGCUCUUCCGCUCCUCCUGCCCCAAGUUCAUCAGCCCCACCCCUCCUGACUUCGAGAACCCUGCCUACAACGUCGACCCCGUCGAUCACCACACCGCCAUCUUCAUGGAUGAGGUUAAGAACACCCUGUUCAACCCCACCAUCCGCUCAUACUUGAAGCUUUACACCACUAUGGACCUGAAGAAGCUGGCUGGUUUCCUUGAGGUGCAGCCCGAGCAGCUCCGCUCUUGGUUGCUGGUGAACAAGCAGCGCAGCCGCCAGAUCCGCUGGGUCGAGGGUAGCUUGCUUGAGGGCGACUCUGCCAUCUCCAACGACCUCGACUACGCUCUCGAGGACGACCUGAUCCACGUCAGCGAGACCAAGGCUGGUCGCCGCCUGGUUGACUGGUACCUGCGCAACCUUGCCCGUGUUUACUAA